CUCAAUCAUCUGACAUCCCCGGCUUCUUAUUUCUCCUCCUGCUGUCCAUUCAGUAUCCUGAUCUCAGACCUCAAGUAAAUGUUCAACAUCACUGCAUCUUCCGAAGCUACCACAGAGUCUCCUGGUCCGUUUCGCAUCAUGAGUUCUGGUGUCCAGCAGUCGGAUGAAAAGUCAACCCGCUCUAUAGAUGGAAGUAUUAGUGACAGUUUUGUAAUGAAUGCUGAGUCGCAAGGGCCUCCACCAUUAAGGAAUUACAUUUUUCUGACUAUAUUCACCUGCUUUUGCCCUGCGUGGCCUAUCAACAUUGUGGCAUUGGUUUUUUCGUUGAUGUCUCAAAGCAGUUAUGAUACCGAAGACUAUGAAGGAGCUCAGCGGCUGGGGAGGAAGGCUCUUCACAUGGGAAUUGCCUCUCUACUUAUUGGCCUGCUGAUCAUUAUGGUCUUCAUCAUUGUACACUUUACAACGCACACAAUUUGAUGGUGAAAAUAGAAAACAAUCUGAUGUUGAUCUGUUCCAGUGCAAACAGGAGGACACUGUGAUCUCACACCAGAAUGUGGUUUCGUAGUGGCGGCA
Molecule: messenger RNA, 573 nt
Organism: Paramisgurnus dabryanus
Lineage: Eukaryota; Metazoa; Chordata; Actinopteri; Cypriniformes; Cobitidae
Source: RefSeq, a predicted model, not a curated record